Rana temporaria (common frog) is the source of this 4126-nucleotide messenger RNA. It is a transcript of the gene HNRNPU, whose product is annotated as heterogeneous nuclear ribonucleoprotein U. Gene Ontology annotation, biological process: positive regulation of transcription by RNA polymerase II; positive regulation of attachment of mitotic spindle microtubules to kinetochore; regulation of alternative mRNA splicing, via spliceosome. Gene Ontology annotation, molecular function: snRNA binding; promoter-specific chromatin binding; TFIIH-class transcription factor complex binding. The record is from RefSeq and is a predicted model, not a curated record. The transcript is spliced from 14 exons. Gene Ontology annotation, cellular component: nuclear speck; telomerase holoenzyme complex; kinetochore. Lineage: Eukaryota; Metazoa; Chordata; Amphibia; Anura; Ranidae. The coding region runs from base 168 to 2522 and encodes 784 amino acids.
UGAUAGAACCUUGGAGAUCUCGGCAGUGUAGCGCUCAUUCUCUGCUUACCUCCCCCAGAGGGCAUCGCGCUCCGUCCUUGUUUGCGCCGCCAUUUUGAAGGAGCAGUGCAGACGGAACGUCCCCGCACUCGGUUUUUCCCCUCAGAGAUCCUUCUCCAGCCGGCAACAUGAGCUCCCCAGUGAACGUGAAGAAGCUCAAGGUGUCCGAGUUGAAGGAAGAGCUGAAGAAGAGGCGGCUGAGUGAUAAGGGGCUGAAGGCCGAUCUGAUGGAGAGGCUGCAGGCCGCCUUGGAUGACGAGACUGAGACCGGCGGAGGGGUGGCCGCCGGGGCGAAGGAUGAAGCCGGCGAUGCCGCAGAAGGAGCGGACACGGAGGCCGCCACCGGGGAGGAGGAAGAAGAAGAGGACGAGGAAGGGAUGGAGGUAGGCGGAGAGAAUGGCGGUGAAGAUGAUGAGGAGGAAGAGGCUGAGGAGGCCGCUGCCGCCGUCGCACAGGAUGACGAGAAUGGAGACGACCAGGGCUUCCAGGAGGGAGAGGAGGAAGAUGAGGAUGAAGGCAUCCCUGUGGGUGAGGAGGAUGAUGAAGAGGGCUCCAGUGAGAGCGGCCGAGCCAAAGAUCAAAGCAAACAAGAUGACGAGAGCGUGCCGAGCGGGCCCCGGCCCCUCAUGGCCAUCAAGGUGGACGAGGCGGGAGCGGCAGGCAGAAGCGGCGAAGGCAAAGAAAAGGAUAAGAAAAGAGGAGUGAAAAGGCCACGUGAGGAUCAUGGGCGUGGUUAUUUCGAGUACAUUGAAGAAAACAAAUACAGCAGGUCCAAAUCGCCACAGCCUCCGGUCGAUGAGGAAGAUGAAAAGGUGGAUGACUCAAAUGUUCUUCUUGACACAUAUAACUGUGACCUACAUUUCAAAAUUUCCCGGGAUCGCUUAAGUGCCUCUUCCCUCACUAUGGAGAGUUUUGCCUUUUUGUGGGCAGGUGGCCGGGCUACAUAUGGUGUUUCUAAGGGCAAAGUGUGCUUUGAAAUGAAGGUUACAGAAAAGAUUCCAGUGAAGCAUUUGUAUGCUAAAGACCUUGAAGUUCAUGAAGUGCGUGUUGGUUGGUCCCAGAGUUCAUGUGGCUCUAUAUUGGGUGAAGAAGAAAACUCUUAUGGCUAUUCCCUGAAAGGAUCCAAAUGUUCCAACAGUGAAGUAGAAGACUAUGGCGAGAAGUAUGAUGAGAAUGAUGUAAUCACUUGUUUGGCUAAUUUUGAUGGUGAUGAGUUGGAGCUGUCCUAUGCAAAAAAUGGCCAGGAUCUUGGAGUGGCAUUUAAAGUCGACAAAGAAGCUCUUGCAGAUAAGAAGCUCUUCCCUCAUGUCCUUUGUCACAAUUGUGCUGUAGAAUUCAACUUUGGCCAGCAGGCUGAGCCUUUCUUCCCAGCCCCUGAAGGAUAUACAUUUAUUCAGAAUGUUGCAUUGGAAGACCGUGAGAGAGGACCCCUGGGGCCAGAACAGAAAAAAGAUUGUGAGGUAAUCAUGAUGAUUGGUUUGCCUGGAGCUGGAAAAACAUCAUGGGUAACCAAACAUACAACAGAAAAUCCUGGAAAGUAUAAUGUCCUUGGAACAAGUAACAUCAUGGAGAAAAUGAUGGUUGGUAAUAAUAAAAAGACAACUGACCCUUCCAAGCUAAAUGCUUUGCUUCAGAGGGCUCCACAAUGCCUUAGCAAGUUCAUUGAAAUUGCAGCUCGUAAGAAGAGAAACUACAUUCUAGAUCAAACCAAUGUAUCUGUGGCGGCUCAGAGGAGGAAAAUGUGCCUGUUUGCAGGCUUUCAACGUAAAGCUGUUGUCGUGUGUCCAAGUGAUGAGGUGUAUAAAGAGAGGACGCAGAAAAAGGCUGAAGUGGAGGGAAAAGACCUUCCAGAGCACGCUUUACUUAAAAUGAAAGGAAAUCUUACCCUGCCAGAAGCUAGCGAGUGCUUUGAUGAAAUAACUUAUGUAGAACUGCAAAAAGAAGAAGCUGAGAAACUUGUAGAGCUGUACAAAGAAGAAAGCAAGAAGGCUCUUCCUCCAGAGAAGAAGCAAAAUGUUGGCGCUAAGAAAGUAAACAAGAACAAAAAUAACAAGUCUAGAGGCGGCGGUAUGCCCCAUGGACAUGGUGGGCACAGAGGUCGCGGUGGUGGAGGUGGAGGCUAUAAUAUGCGUGGUGGAAACUUCCGUGGUGGAGCCCCAAUGAACCGUGGAUUCAACAGGAGGGGGGGUAACAUGCCACAGCGUGGAGGUGGUGGAGGAGCAGCUGGAUACCCAUAUCCUCGUGCACCCGUCUAUCACAACAGGGGAGGAGGAGGUGGUGGUUAUGGUAACCGUGGAAACUUUGGUCGCGGUGGUGGAGGAGCUGGAAUGCCCAACCGUGGAAACUACAACCAGAAUUUUAGAGGAAGGGGAGGCAAUCGUGGCUUCAAAAACCAUUCUCAGGGGUACAACCAGUGGCAGCAACCGGGUCAAUACUGGGGUCAAAAGCCAUGGAGCCAGCAGUACCACCAAGGAUAUUAUUGAAUACCCAAAUAAAAAUGAACUGAUACAUAUUUCUCUUCAAACCCUUCACAAGAAGUCGACUGUUUUCUUUAGGUUAACUUUUAAAACAAAACAAAAAAAAAAAAAAAACAUUCCACAAGAGGAAGUGCCUGCGGGUUCUUUAUUGGUUUUGUUAAACAUUUAUUUUUAGUUGCUUUUUUUGUACAAUUUUUUUUUCUUUUAUUGCGGUUUUUAAAGUAAUAAGAACCUUAGCAUUGUGCACGAUAAAGAAUGUCAGUAUUUCAGGGUUCUCCAUUGUUCUCUGUAAUUAAUUUUUUGUUUUUAAUUUCUAUGAAGUAAAGAGAUCGAUUUGUACUUGGUGUCAUUAUUUUUAGGAAUAGAAUCCCUUAACUGUAACCGUGCAUGGAAAGGAAGUCAGGGAUUUGCUGUUUAAUUUGUGGCUCAGUUUUUGUAGUGGUGCUCAGAUAUUCAGCCAUUCUUUAUUUAACCUCCAUCUUGCUAGUUUAGGGAGCAAACAUCCUGGCUUGUUAGAUCUUGGAAGGCUGUAAGGGGAAUGCACUAAAAUGGCUUUCUGAGGAAGUGAGGUUGGUGUGUUAGAUAUUUAAUGUUUUACUUUACCUCUGGAAACCGCAGAGACUUCAACUUGUGAAGGUUUAAAAUUUUCUCCAUUUGUUAAAACACUUCGAUUCUUCAAAGAAUAGGCUAGAUAUGCCUGUUUCUUAUUAAACUAAACUUGUUGUAAAUCUAGCUGUCUGAUGGGAUCUGUAUGAAGUUAGCUGUGUUUGUAUCUCCCACUUACCCGUCCCUUGCAAUUUUUUUAUUUGAAUAGUGUGCUUGUAGUUGCACCAUCAUUGUAAACUAAAUAUAUUGUGAGUACAUUUAUUAGAUAGCAUUUCUUUCUUAAAAUGUCAGUUCUUUAUAUUUUGCCUGCUAACCUCUAAAGAGGGUGAGCUGGAAUACAUCAUAGCAUUUUAUUUGCAAUAAACAAAUGAAUUUACACUGUCGUGUUUUUGGGAUUGUCAAAAACGUUAAAACAUAAUCCCGUCCCCAUACAACUGCCACGUUAUUCUUCAUUUUAUGCAUAGACUUGAUUGCAAUUAAAGAGAUCAAUGGAUUGUGCUGAUGUCCACACUCUUUCCACUCUAAAGUAGUGGAUUGGGAUCUUGUCCACUUACAGCAGCCUGGCCUUGGUCCGUAUGCACAUCUCAAAGGCCAUGGCGUGGCACUCGCCUCAGAUAUACACCUGCUGCUUUAUUUUGCUACCCAAGACUUGUUCAAGGCAGUUCAGCGGUGUCCCAACCCUGCGAUGAGAAGCAUGGUAUAAAGUAACCCGUUACAUGGAGGGAAUGCCACCUAUAUCUCAGCUGAAUGGUACAAAAUGCUUUGGAGCACCUGACGUUCUGUGGCUUAAUGCCCUUGAGGUAAAGUUUGACAAGCAGUCUCCCGUCUUUUAACUAUGGAUGGGAGCAACUCCUAUGAACUGACUUUCUAAAUAAAAAGUACAUGCUUGAUUUACUAUUUAACUAACAAGUCUCUGGUAAGUUGUACAUCUCCGCAAAUCCCUUUUUAUAAGAAGGGAUCUUCCCUCCCCUUAUCUAGUCUGAAAUAAAGUACUCUUAAUUCCA